Molecule: messenger RNA, 360 nt
Organism: Eruca vesicaria subsp. sativa (arugula)
Lineage: Eukaryota; Viridiplantae; Streptophyta; Magnoliopsida; Brassicales; Brassicaceae
Source: the annotation of a GenBank genome assembly
AUGGGCUGCAUAGAAUCUACUCAGGCCAGAAACGAAGCCGAAGCAAGACGAGAGAAAAUCAAGAAACCUGAACCGUGGGCACAUACCGAGCCAAUCACAAGGGCACAGCUUAUGAACAUGCGUGAGGAGUUUUGGGACACUUCUCCACACUAUGGUGGUCAAAGAGAGAUUUGGGAUGCACUUCGAGCUGCUGCUGAAGCUGAACUGACACUAGCGCAGACAAUUAUUGACAGUGCAGGCAUCAUUGUUCAAAACCCUGAUCUAACAUUGUGUUGGGAUGAAAGAGGUGCUAGAUAUGAGCUUCCUACGUAUGUUCUAAGUGAGCCCACGAAUCUGAUCCGGGAGCAGGGGGGACAGUAA